Messenger RNA from Colossoma macropomum (tambaqui), 936 nucleotides. Its product is annotated as mpv17-like protein. The record is from RefSeq and is a predicted model, not a curated record. The transcript has 4 exons. The coding region runs from base 237 to 830 and encodes 197 amino acids. Gene Ontology annotation, cellular component: membrane; cytoplasm. Lineage: Eukaryota; Metazoa; Chordata; Actinopteri; Characiformes; Serrasalmidae.
GACAACAAGACACGGCUGACUUUACUACCAGGGCUUCUCCCAACAGUGAACGAGGAAGAAGAGCUCUGUCAGGCGAAGCUGCCUUCUUAUUACCUUCUUAAAUAAAUAAAGAUAACUUUAUGACACCGAGGACGGAAAUUUAAACCUAAUACAUUUGAAGGAUGUGUGCUUUUCUCUCUCCAUUUCAUCGACCGUGAGCUCUCCGUGUCCGUCUCUGCUGCUCUGUUUUUCUGGCUAUGCUGCUGCAGGCGCUUUUACAACACAUGAAGCGGUUUCCUUGGGUGACUAAUGUGACGGUGUACGGCUGUCUGUUCGCCGGCGGAGACCUCGCUCAGCAGCGCCUGUCCGGCUCGGAGAAGCUGGACUGGAGCCGCACCAGAAAUGUGGCCGUGGUGGCUUUCAGUUUCCAUGGCAACUUCAGCUUCCUGUGGCUGCGCUUUCUGGAGCGGAGAUUUCCCGGAAACUCCAUCAGCGCGGUGCUGAGGAAGCUUCUGCUGGACCAAACUGUGGGGGCACCUUUAGCCACCAGCGUGUUUUACACAGGGGUGAGCUUUCUAGAAGGAAAAGAUGACAUAUUGGACGACUGGAAAAAGAAGUUUGUCAACACAUACAAGACGGGACUCAUGUACUGGCCAUUCAUGCAGUUCCUGAACUUUUCCCUGGUGCCUCUGUACAUGCGCACUAUCUUCACGGGCUGCUGUGCUUUCGUCUGGGCCACAUUCCUCUGCUUCUCCCUGCAAAAUGGAGACGGCACCAUGACGGCAGCUCUGGACUGGAUUCACCAGCUGAACGGAGAGGUGAAGGUGCAGGAGACCGCUAAGAGCAAGUGAUUUGCAGAUCGCUGCAGAUAAAGUUGAGCUGAUCUAAAGCAACUGGACAAACAUGCACAGACGUAUGCAAAAGUCGGAACGUCAAAUUACAAUUUAGUGCACAUAC